AUGGCGUCGCCAGCUUCAGAACAGCCGCCGCAAUCCGUCCGCUUCAGCGAUGUCAACCAGGAGAUCGAGCCUGAAGGCGCCCUCCAGCAUGUGACUGGUCUUACCGGCGCUGGUGAGACGACGUCGAAGGAACCAUUGAGCCCCCAGGCGGAACAGGAACUGCGUAACUUGUCUUCAACCUUGCAGCAGUCUCGUGUCCAGGCGAAGCGCAUGGAGAACUUCUCCUUUGAGCCCGUCUCGUUGCCGCCCUCAAGAGCUCCAUCUCCAUCGCCUGCCUCCCGCACACCCUCUGCUCAAUCUUCCCAACAUCGUUCCUCAGUCACGCAAGCUGUACAGUCGCCGCCAUUGACACCAGCCGGCACAUCCUCCCGCGAUGAAAGACCUACAAUUGCCGACCACAUGAAGCGACCGAGCGACCCCGCAUUAAUGACUCCUCAGAUCUCUCCUCCUCAUGAGCCUCCACCAACCUCGAUGGAUUCGUCCGUAAAUCAGAAUACGGCAGCUCCGAGCUCCCCACAGACAGCGCCACGGACCCGACCUUCGUCAGUACUUGAACCGGAUGUCGUACAACCACACCCAAGGCAUGGACCUUCGUUCACUGUCGGCCCAGCUGGUGAUUCUCUACCAGCUUCACGAGAUGCCAGCCCUUCCGGAUCGGGCGGAGAGCGGACCCCUGGAUAUCAUUCUCCCGGCACCUCUACUCCAUCGUCGAUCAGCCGCCCAUUCACCCCUCAAGGUGACCAGAAUGACCCAUACUCUCGCUCCAAACGUAUGCCUCAGCCAAAGAACCUUGAUGGCUUGGAUGCACGAUUCAUUUUUGGCAGCCGUGAUGGGCGAAGUCGCCGAAAUCAAUCAGCGUCAUCCUCGACUACCACGUUACCCAGGUCCAAGGGUACAGCCUCUGAUAAGGAAGACGGUGGUAGUAACAGAGCAAGCAUCUUUGGCGGCAGUGGGCGACCUGGGAGCCGUUACAGCUCAGACACAGAGACCGACUCAAAGCCUCACAAGCACGGACACGACUCCAUGUCCAACCUGAAGCGAUUUUUCAAGAUCGGACACAAGCACAAGGACAAAGAGAAGGAGAAGAAAGAGCACAAGAACCCCGCUCCGGUUAUCAAGCGCGAGAAGCCUACCAGGUCCAGCAAGGCAGGCAUCAUGACUCCGCCUUUGACCAACGGAAUGGCUAGUGUGCCAUUCGCGGACGAUCACGGUCUUGAGAGCAAGUAUGGCAAGUUCGGGAAAGUCCUUGGCUCCGGCGCUGGGGGCUCCGUCCGAUUGAUGAAGCGUAGCAGUGAUGGCGUGACCUUUGCUGUGAAGCAAUUCCGUGCCAGACAUUCGUACGAGUCAGAACGCGACUACAACAAGAAGGUCACCGCCGAAUUCUGUAUAGGUUCGACUCUUCAUCACGGCAACAUCAUUGAGACCAUGGACUUGGUAAACGAGAAGGGUAGCUACUACGUCGUGAUGGAGUAUGCGCCAUUCGACCUCUUCGCCAUCGUCAUGACUGGCAAGAUGAGCCGUGAGGAGAUGGCCUGCUGCACCCUUCAGAUUCUCAACGGUGUGAACUAUCUGCAUGGUAUGGGUCUGGCUCACCGUGAUUUGAAGUUGGACAACGUCGUGGUCAACGAACACGGCAUCAUGAAGAUCAUCGACUUUGGGAGUGCGGCAGUUUACAGAUAUCCGUUCGAGAAUGAUGUUGUUCUUGCAAGUGGUAUCGUUGGCUCUGAUCCUUAUCUGGCUCCCGAAGUUUAUGACCUUUCCAAGUACGAUCCGCAACCUACGGACGUCUGGUCAAUGGCCAUCAUCUUCUGUUGCAUGACCUUGCGUCGUUUCCCGUGGAAGGCCCCCCGGAUAUCUGACAACUCAUAUAAGUUGUUUGUAUCUCCACCUAACGAUGGCCCGAGAUCCAUUACUGGACCUUCAAAAUCUGCUGCCGACCUCCAACAUGCUGCUGAUGAUCACAGAGCUGGCAUUCAGUCUGCGCCAGCUUCACGCCAUCCAUCCGGUGAAGGUCAGAAUUCUAAUGGAGCCCCCGCAGUGUCUGCUAGCAGUCAAAGCCAGCAACAACCUCAGGUGAUCAAGGGACCAUGGCGCCUCUUGCGUUUGCUCCCAAGAGAGAGUAGACACAUCAUAGGCAGAAUGCUUGAAGUCGACCCAAAGAAGCGUGCUACACUGGAAGAGAUCAUGAACGACAAGUGGGUUCAGAAUAGCCAGGUGUGCUCUCAGGAAGAUGGUGGCCGCGUUCUUCGAUGCGACAAUCACGAGCAUACGCUCGAGCCUGGCGCCGGUGCAUCCGCUCCCAGCACGCAGCAAAAGAAGUGA
Messenger RNA from Boeremia exigua, 2322 nucleotides. Its product is annotated as kinase-like protein. Gene Ontology annotation, molecular function: ATP binding; protein serine/threonine kinase activity. Gene Ontology annotation, biological process: intracellular signal transduction; protein phosphorylation. The coding region runs from base 1 to 2322 and encodes 773 amino acids. The record is from RefSeq and is a predicted model, not a curated record. The transcript is spliced from 3 exons. Lineage: Eukaryota; Fungi; Ascomycota; Dothideomycetes; Pleosporales; Didymellaceae.